Schizosaccharomyces osmophilus is the source of this 849-nucleotide messenger RNA. RefSeq names its product conserved eukaryotic protein, R3H domain-containing. Lineage: Eukaryota; Fungi; Ascomycota; Schizosaccharomycetes; Schizosaccharomycetales; Schizosaccharomycetaceae. The transcript has 2 exons. The coding region runs from base 1 to 849 and encodes 282 amino acids. The record is from RefSeq and is a predicted model, not a curated record.
AUGGUUUUGGUUCCUAAUAGCGUCUAUGGACAACCAGAUUUGCGUGAACCAGCAAUUCCAAUAAACAAUGGUGUCCGUAGGAUAAAUAUUUUGUCAUUUCAGCAAGCGAAGUUAAGAAACUCUACCCACGAAACGCGUCCUUCAUAUUUUACAAAAUCGUUAGAGCAUCAUAGUCAGCAUAGACGGCGACCGAAUGAAUCCUCGCGCCAUGUGGGAUCGCGAAAACGUCACCGUUAUUUGAAUGAUCUUCAUCUAUUUAGUCAAGUUCCUGAAGAAGAGCAAGAAAAUCUAUACCAGGAAUAUUGCUCAUCCCGACCAGUCUUUGGUUUUUCAAGUGUGAAUCAGGAGUUUUAUGAGGAUCCUAUCGAGGAUCCAUUAUUGGACAGCUCUUUACAUAUGAAGUACAAUGAGCAAGACUUUCAUUAUUACACAAUUGCUAGUAAAAUUCGCCAUGAAUUGAAACGUAGCAAUGCCUUGCAAUUGGUCUUAUUACUUGACAGAUAUCUUCAAAAUAUCCUUCAUGAAAAGUUGAUCUCGUGGAGUCAUAGGCCGAACGAAGUGUAUCAGUACAUUUCAGAAAGUUUCGUCGUUACGGCCUCCCUCGAUUUGAAGCUUAUGCAUGAGAAUGCUCGAUCUUUGUAUCGGCAUCAGUAUGUCCGUUUGGAUGUUGAAUGUCCAGAUAAUACAAAAGCUUCUACGUUUGCAAGAUAUUGGAUUCAUUUAAUUUGUGCUUAUUACAAUAUUAACUCUACUUCUAUGUCAGGUCUCACGAGAAGGUUUGUUCUUUUGCAAAUACCUAAAGUUAUCGAAAGCCCGCCGGAGAAGUUGACUUGUCUAUUAGUAUCUUAA